Molecule: messenger RNA, 381 nt
Organism: Helobdella robusta
Lineage: Eukaryota; Metazoa; Annelida; Clitellata; Rhynchobdellida; Glossiphoniidae
Exons: 3
Biological process (GO): regulation of transcription by RNA polymerase II
Cellular component (GO): nucleus; cytoplasm; transcription regulator complex
Molecular function (GO): protein dimerization activity; RNA polymerase II cis-regulatory region sequence-specific DNA binding; DNA-binding transcription factor activity, RNA polymerase II-specific
Source: RefSeq, a predicted model, not a curated record
AUCGAAAGACGUCGACGAAGCAAGAUGGCGACUUUGCUGAAUGAAUUGGCGGAAAUACUACCUGCCAAUCAAACGCCGGAUCAAAGAAAACCGGACAAAUUAACGAUGUUGAAGUUGGCCACAGAUUACAUGAAGACUUUAAAUCUUAAAACGUAUGGUCCUUCCUCGAUUAACAACUGCAAAUUUGCUACUGACGCUGAACUGAAGAAGCUCAUAUUAGACGUGACGGGCGGCUUCUUAUUUGCGGUUCUGUGUGAUAGUGGGGAGGUUAUAUACGUGUCUGAGAAUGUUGGCGAAGUGUUGGGUUGUAGCCAGGCGGCAUUCUACAAUGAAAACCUUUUCAAUCUUGUACAUCCAACCGAUAUCGACGCGCUGAAACAA